AUGGCCCAGCAGGGCAAUGGCCACACCGGUUGGCCAUUGGACUAUGAAGACGGCACCGGCUAUGGCCUUCCGCCCGCCGGGGACGACCUCAACGACUUCUUAGAUAUGAACGCCCUGCAGCACCACCCUAUGGAGACGUGGUCCUCGGUGCCGGAUCCAUCUGGCGCCGUGGCCGACGGCGGUGUGCCUCAGACCUUUGGCCGCGAUUCGCAUCAUGCUUUCCAACAGCUACCGAACGACUAUGCCAAUCUCGUCGGAGCCCAGCCGCACUCGCAGGAGCAUCAACAGCCGACACAGCAGCAAUGGUCCACACCAGGCUUUGCCAUCCAACAUCAACAACAGCCGCAGCAGCAGCAACAGCAACAGCAACAACAAAAGCAUGCAUUCGACCCUUCAUCCCAAAAUCAUGGCUUUGUUGGUCACACACCCGUGUCGUAUGAUGCUGUCCAGGGCUUUGCUGUCCCUGCUGAGGCCAUGGGCAACAUGCCUACCUACCUAUCUGGCCAGAUCAGCAACGAGCAGUGGCAGCAACGGCAACAACAAGAGCUACUCCGCCAGCAGCAGGCGGCGCUCCAAAAACAACGCCAGCAGCAACAACAGCAACAGCCGGUUGACGUGAACAGAUACCCCUACGCCACAUCUCCACCCGUAGCGACUGGACCGAACGCCGCACCUCGACCGAGCUUGUCACCUGCGCCGCCCCGACAAUCCACCCUCACCCCCGAUACGAUUGGCCACCCGCAUGGCAUCAACUCUCCCGCACCCGGUAGCGGUUACCAGAACCCGGCUCAGAACUGGCCAGUUCAGGCCCAGCUGCAGCAACAGCAGCCACAACAACACCACCUUCAAUUCGCCCAGAACAUGACACCCGUUCCGCAACCGAUCCAACAGCAGCAGCAGCAGCAGCAGCAGCAAGCCACCCCAUCGCCGGUCCCACCUACCGCAACAACGAAGGCGACAAAAGCGACAGCAACCACCACGCCAAAACCGACAAAAGUCACGAAACCCAAGGCCACCAAAGCCACAAAAGCGAAGGCAGCAGCGCAGCAGGCGCAAACCGAUGGUCAACUGCAGGCGCAGCCGGAACAUUUGUAUCAGCAACAAAUGUACCUUGACCCGCAACAGCAGCAGCAACCGUCGCACCUACCCCAGCAGAUGCCACAACAGACACCUCUGGAGGCAGGAGCGAACGGUUGGGCGCAACACCAGCAACAGCAACAGCAACAGCAACAGCAACCGGGUCAGGUACCGUACCAGCAUCUGGCAGGCGAGCAGGCGUGGCAGGAUCAACAGCCACAGCAGCAGCAAUUCAUGCAGCAGCAGCAGGCGCAGCAGGCCCGACAAUCACCUCCGCAACAAGGUCAGCAGCUUCGUGUCCAGCAAUAUCAACCGGCACAACAAACACACAACUCCCAGCAGCAGAAGCAGCUCGAGCAACAGCGGCAAUUCCAGCAGAUGCAGAUGCAGCAGCAGCAACUUCGCAUCCAACAGCAACAGCAAAUGCAACAAGCCCAGACCAGAAUCCCGCCUCCGAUCGUCUCGCCUAUUCAGCCUCCGACCUACCCUCAGUCUGCCAAACCCGUGGCGGCCGCUAAAACCGUCGGCAAGGCUCAGUCGUCCACCCCCGUACAAAGCACGUCCGCCAUCCCGGUGCCCACCAUUCCAACUGCCACGCCGGUACCCGUGCCGACAAUACCAGGUGCCGCUCCCGCUGCAUCACGUGUUAAACCUGCAAAGGCCGUGUAUAAAAAGCCACAGCUGUCCGAUGUCCUUCCCAAAGAGAUUAAGCACAUUGUCAGUGCUGCAGAGACUCAGGAGCGUAAGCAGCUCUUCCCGGGCGUGCCAUUCUUGGUGCUGGGAAACGUGGUGCAUAUUGAGCCUCCACUGAGCACGACCGAACCGGCUGUGCUGCCUGAUCCGUCCAAAGACCUGGGCACGAAGCACUUCCCCGGUCGCAAAGGCCCGCUGCCCUGCGAGACCAUUGCCGAAUAUGAUCGCCUUGUCGGCUCCCAGCCGUCCGAGAAGAAGGAGGCGCUGGUUCUCGAGCUGCGCAGUCGGCUCAAGAGCCAAGGCAAAGUCUUGCCGCCCAAGGUGUACAAGUUUGCCUCGCUCGGCGACACGCCUAAGAAGCCUACCAAAUCGAUUGCUCAAGGCCGCCCGGCAGCUAUGGAAUCGCCCGGCAGUGACGAGGAGUCCGAAUCCGAUGAGGAAGAGGAAGUUCGCAGCGCGGCCCGGCCCACAGACCCGGCCGAUGCGGCUGCUUGGGACGCCAUUGGCUUCGUCCAUGUCGCCGACAACGCGCCCACUACUAUCAAGCGUGCCGUCAAAAAUUUCGGCGACUUUAUCAAGGGUAUCUACGACGGCAUCAAGGAGACCAAGGAGCGCCUCAAGAAGGCCGAAGAAGGUGGCAGCAAAAACGAGACGGUCGAACAAAUCAAGAAAACCCUUGCUUCAAAGCAGGAGAUUUUGUAUCGUGCCGUCGACGCUGCGGAUGAAAAGGGCCACGACCAGGUGCUAGAGAACCUGGGCGGCAACGGCCCGCUCGUCGCCAACCUUGUGUCGGCCCUGCGCGACUGUGUCAAUGCCUCUGACUUUAACGGCAAGCUGACCAAGACGUUGCUGCGCUUCAUGUCACAAUUCACGACGAUUACCGACGAGAUGCUGAACCAGCGCCUCAAGUUCGACAAGAUCCAAAAGCGCUUCAUGACCAAGGGUGACGCCGAGGUGAAGGACUUGGUCGGUGAAAUUGUCUCCAAAACCAUUCACGCCAAGCCAGCCUCGGCCACGGCUGCUGCGAAUACGGCAACAUCGGCGAACGACACUAUCGUUGUUGCAGACGACGUUCCGUCCAAGACAGCCGCUAAACCGGCCUCGUCCGCGUCCAAGACUGGACCUACAAGAGUCGUAUCUGAUUCGUCGUCUUCAAAACGCCCCCGCGAGGAUGAGUCGGCCGAUUCACGCCCUGCAAAGAAGCCAGCCACCAACUCUGCCUCAGGCGCACCGCAAGCAGUUGCCAAGGUCACCCCGUCCUCAGGCGCAGCAUCGUCCACGCCUGCGGCUGCCAAGCCAUGGGCCGGUACAUCACUGUUACCCGGCAAGAUACGUCCGGCUACUACGAAACCGGCCGCUCCAAAGGCAGAUGCAUCAUCAACCGCAGCGGACAGCAAGGCCGACGUGUCCAGCAAGGAUACAGCAAAGACGUCGUUAAGUGGCUCUCCGUCUAAGCGCGAUACAGAUGCGCCCACAACGACCGGUCCUGCAAGCAAGGCGGCGCCGUCUUCCAUUGCCGCCAACAAUUCUGCCAGUACAAUAGCGGCAGCAGCCGCCGCAUCCCGCGCUAAGAAAGCCGCCGCCGCAGCCAAGGCCGAGCAGGCGUCGUCUGGAUCUUCUAAGCUGGGCCUGCUUCUCGACGAGAUCUCCAAGCCCAAAAUUAAAAAUGCUUCGCCCGCCGCUCCCACGCCGGACUCCUCGUCGAGCGAAAGCGCGUCGCCCAGCGAGACGCCCGAGCAAAAGGCCAAGCGCCUGCGCAAGGAGAGCCGUCGCAAGCUGCGCGUGACGUGGCGGACAGGCACCGACCUGACGCAGGUCCGCAUCUUCACCAAAGACGAGGGCGAAGACGAGGGCAGAGCUAAGUACCUGCUCCGUGACGCCGGCGACGACCGGUCCGAAGGUCUGGCCCUGAAGCGCCGCCUAAUGAGGGGAGGUGCUGAGGACGACGACGAUGGCAACGGCGGCGGCGACGGCAUGAACCUCGACGACGAUGAAGAUGACGAGCUGCCGUACCGUCCGUGGUUUGAGGCGUCGCCCCUCAACUUUUCGUCGCUGCCGGCCGACAAGGUCGCUGAGACAUAUGUCACGCGUGGUGGCCAGUUACCUGUCGAUUCGUCCGAGCGGAAGGCCAUGGCCGACCGCGAGAACACGGUCCUCAUGGCCAUCUACACCGACCACUCUGACAUCCCGCCUACGCCCAAGUCACCGUCGGCCGCUCAUACUGAGCUGGCUAGCAAUCCCGUCAACGGGAUUGCGUUCCCGGCCUCCGAGUCCAAGGCACUGCAAGAGGUGCAGGUUCGCUGGAACGAGGAGCGCCAGUAUGGCGCCAAUUGGGCUGCGUGGAACGCAAUCCAGCGGCUGCAGAGCGCCAAGAACCCGCAGCAGCAGCCGCAACAGCCGCAACAGCCGCAACAGCCGCAACAGCCUCAGUCUGUCGGCGGUGCCAAGGCAGGUGGCACAAUUACUUCAUUCACGGGUGCUCGGGGCGGCGACGUCGUCCGCCUCCUUACGUCCGGUGCUGUCAAGAACUGGCGGCCGACGCUUGACCUGUCGUCUACCACCAAGGUGCACCGCUGGCAAGAUUACUCAGAUCCGACCGUCCAAAAAGCUGUGCUGGCGCUGGAGAGCAUCUUUCUGCAGCUCCAGGGCAAGGCCUUUCCGGCCACCGAGCCGCCCGCUUACAUUGUUGACCCGGAGCGCAUCAAGGAGUGGUGGACGGGCUAUAACCGCGAAAAGCAGCGAGAACGGACGCAGGCUGAAGCAGCCGAAGCACAGAGCCGCAAUGCCGUCCAGCCGCAGCCGAAAGAGGAACAGACACAACAACCGCAGGCUGCUGCCACAGCCGCUGGCCAACAGCAGGAUACCGCCGCUGCAUGGGCCGCCUACUACGCUCAACAGCAGCAGCCGGCGGCUGUACAGUCGACGGAUGCCAACGCCUAUGCACAGUACAUGAACGCAUACUACCAGCAGCAGGCGCAACAGCAACAAGCAGCCCCAGGCGGCGCAGGCGACCCGAAUGCUCAACUACAGGCACUGUUGACGACGCUGGGCGGUGGAUCUGGCGCUCCACCCACAGGCGCUGACCCGCAGAACGAUGCGCAGCUGCAAGCACUGCUGGCGUCGAUGAUGGGCGGUGCCGGUGCCGGUGCCGGAAGCGCACAGCCGGCUGCUGGAUCGGCCGACGCGAACCAGGCGUACCUGCUGUCUCUUGCACAGUGGGCCUCCGGUGGCCAACAGCAGGACCACGGCCACCACAAUGAAUCCCAAGCUGACCAGGACGGCGGUGACAGCUAUAAGCGUUCGCGUGGUGUCCGCAGUACUACUGGCCGCAGACGGAAUUAUCAUUACAAAGACAGUGACGGCGGCAACGACAGUGGCAGCGGCAACGCAGACUCCAACGCUAGUGGCGGCCCGUAUAACAAGCGGGACCGCGACAGCGACUCCAACGUGCCCAGCCACCUGCGCGGCAUCAACCGGGCGCUCAUUGGCACCAAGGCCUGCGUCUUCUGGGCCAGCGGCAAGUGUGCCAAAGGCGACAAAUGCACAUUCCGCCACGAUUAG
Molecule: messenger RNA, 5331 nt
Organism: Sporothrix brasiliensis 5110
Lineage: Eukaryota; Fungi; Ascomycota; Sordariomycetes; Ophiostomatales; Ophiostomataceae
Product: c-x8-c-x5-c-x3-h type zinc finger protein
Exons: 1
Coding region: 1-5331 (1776 amino acids)
Molecular function (GO): metal ion binding
Source: RefSeq, a predicted model, not a curated record